Alexandromys fortis (reed vole) is the source of this 3713-nucleotide messenger RNA. It is a transcript of the gene Pwwp3b, whose product is annotated as PWWP domain containing 3B. Gene Ontology annotation, cellular component: extracellular exosome. The transcript is spliced from 7 exons. The record is from RefSeq and is a predicted model, not a curated record. The coding region runs from base 967 to 3054 and encodes 695 amino acids. NCBI's taxonomy places the organism in Eukaryota, Metazoa, Chordata, Mammalia, Rodentia, Cricetidae.
UGCUGGCUUUGGAGGCUUGGGCCCACCACUGGCUGGCUGCUUGCUGGGAAAAACUGCGGAGAGGCUAAGGCGGCGGUGGCUGAGGGCUGAGCUUUCAGGCCAUGGCCUUGGCUGUCUGCAAAGUUGAUGUUUCCCGAGAUCUGAAGAACAUUUGAGUGUUAAAGCCUCAGUUGAUAUCAGACUUGCAGGUGACGUGGGCAAGUUGUCCUGUGAGACCACUGGGGCUGGAGUGGCCAUCAAAACAGCUGGAUCACAGUCCAUGUACCAAUCAAGCAAGGAAUCAAGUUGUGUAGACUACAGCCCUGCGUGCAUCCGGCUUGGGAGGGCUCCUGUCAGGCCACAGAAAGGCAAAGCAGCUGCAGGACUGUCUAGCAGAGCAAAGGCUCUGUUGAGAAAGCGGCUGGGGUGAGACUCAAGACAGCCGGAUCGCAGGACCAGAGCACCACAGUUCACGUGGCUAAAGGGCGUGGCCUGCGGAGGCGGAGCCUUCUUGGAGCAGUGCCUGUGAGUUCUACUCUGCCAGCCUUGGGGGAGGAGCCGCAUUUUACCAGGCUGCAGCUGACAAGAAGCAUCAAGCCUCGACUGCUAUCAGAGGCUCAUGAGCUGUGGGAACUCUACAUGUGAUUCGACUUGAGCCCAGAAAGGCAGUGUGACUACAUACGUGCCCCCAAGGUUGAAAGGGCUGCCUGGAAAUCAACUGGCUUGAGAGUCAAGAUAGUUGGAUCACAUUGCAAGACUGUCACCAUCCAUGUGACAGAGGUAUCUUCCAGAGUUCUUAUUCAAACAACAAGUAUCCUGGGGACAUAUUUGUGGAAGAAAACAGUGCACAUAAACCAUAAACUCUUUGUGGCUCUAAACCAAAAGAAACUUUAAUAAGACUGUUGUUUUGAUAGCACUUGUAUUUGCAGACACAAGGCCAACCAAUCUUUGUAAUACUAACUACUUGUCACACUAAUCUAAAUCAUAAUGGAUGGUGACUAUGUCCUAUGUUAUUGGGAAGAACAGUUAUGGCCAGCAGAAGUCUUAUGUAGGUCUGAAAUUGCGUCAAGUAGUAAAAGGGAAACGGCAUUUUCUCUGGAAGUUCAGUUACUUCCAAUAGGUGAGAAAAUUACCGUGUACAGCAGAGACACAAUAGCACUAACUAGAUCCGAGGUUGAAGCUAUUUUGGCCUCACAAGCAGAAGAGUCAGAGGUCAACGUUCUACCUAGGGAAGAGACAGCCUAUGAAAAAUCGCUGAAAAUGGCGCUGGAAGUGGUGACAGAGGUAAAUGAGAGCCAGGAAAGCAUGCCAGAUGAAGAAGACACCACUAGAGCAUCUGAAAGUGAACCGGUGGAGCUGUCUGAUUCACCUCCCCCUAAAAAGUAUCGAAAACUGGAAAGCAGCCUCCAAGAAGACUCAGCCUCCAUUUUACUGUGCUCAGAGAGUGAUGAUUCCCUAGCUGACGAUAAGAUGCAAGUGUACACAAUUUAUGGGGGCAUUCCAGGUGAAGAGGAUUCAAAGCCACCCCGAGGCUUCAGCUGGUACCCAGUUUACCCUUCGUUUAUAAACGAUGAUGAUGAUGAUGAUAAAAAAGAAGAAAAGAAAAAGAUUGACAUCUCAGCAAUUAUGUCUGUGAAUUUAUCAUUCAAAGAGGAAAGUGAAGACAUUAAAGAAGAAAAGUUGAUUGUAUCAGCAGACGAUCUGGUUGUAGCCAAGGAAGAGAUCCAAGGCAUGUACCCAGAAGCCCCAGCAGGUUCCUCUGAGUGUUCCACCUUCCCAGAGGAUUACAUGGACGAUCCUGGAGAGGGCCCAUCAUAUCUGAUUCCAUGCUUCUAUGGCAGCCAGAAUCUUUAUGGCAGCCAGAGUCUCUAUGGCAGCCAGAAUCAAUCUUCUGUGGAAUCAGAAAUGGGUGUUGAGACCUCCCCUGAAGGCUGCUCAGGGGACUCUCAGGUUUCACUUCCUGUCUGUAGUAAUCCAGUCAACAGUGACCUACUACUUCAGAGACCGGAUUUUGAAGAUCUUGAGGAAGAAGCUCAAGCUUCUGACAAGCUACCUUCUCUAAAUCCUGUUAGUGCAGCUGCACUAGGCAAUGGUGAAGAGAAAGAAGAUGAAGAGCUUCCCCGUUUCCUUCUCUGCUACGAGACACGGGCAUUUGAACCCGGAAUGAUAGUGUGGUUUAAAUAUCAAAAAUACCCAUUUUGGCCAGCAGUGAUAAAAAGCAUUAGGCGAAAAGAAAGGAAAGCAAGUGUGCUUUUGGUUGAGGCAAACAUGAAUCCUCAAAAGAAAGGUGUUAGAGUCUCUUUGAGAAGAUUAAAAAAAUACGACUGUGACGAGAAGCAGGAACUCGUGGAGAAAGCUAGAAAGGAGUACGGUGACAGUAUCGAUUGGUGCGUGUCACUGAUUUGCGACUACAGAGUUAGACUAGGUUGUGGAUCUUUUAAGGGCUCAUUCUUUGAGUACUACGCUGCUGACAUCAGUUACCCAGUCAGGAAAAUAAUCAAUCAAGACACCUUCAGAAAUAUCUUUCCAAAGCUACCCAAUGAAGACACAGGGGAGCAAAUGUCUGUGACUUCCCAUGCCAAGAAAAUAUCUUUCCAGAAAAUUCUCCCUGAUCGGAUGAAGCCUGCUCGAGACCGUGCUAACAAGAACCUGGUCAAUUUCAUUGUCAAUGAAAAAGGUGCAGAGGGCCAUCUCUUGGGCAUUUUAAAGGGCACAAAAAAAUCCAGAUGGCUGAAAUCAUUUUUGAAUGCCAAGAGUUUCACACCCUGUAUCGAAACAUACUUUGAAGAUGAAGAUCAACUAGAUCAGGUGGUGAAAUAUCUACAAGAAAUCUAUAAACAAAUCGAUCAGAAGAUGCUCACUCUGAUAAAAGAUGACAAAAUUAAGUUUAUCUUGGAAGUUCUUCUACCAGAAGCGAUUAUUUGCUCCAUUUCUGUAGUUGAUGGCUUAGAUUAUAAGGCGGCUGAGGCAAAGUAUCUGAAAGGACCAUCCCUUGGCUAUAGGGAGAGAGAAUUAUAUGAUUCCAAAAUCAUAUUCGAAAAGAGACGGAGGUCGUUAGCAAAGGAAGCUCAGUAAUUAUGCCAAGAGUUGAAACCAUAAGGGAAGCUAGAGGAAACUUUGGAAAAGUAAUCAUCUAGAAUUUCCAACAUGUAAAUAUUGGCGAAAAUAUGUGCAGGGAGGGUCCUUGAAUCACAAGUCCUUUUAUUUUUGGAAGAUCUGUGCAAUCUGCAGAUACCACUACAUCCAUCUUUAUUUUCUUGCACUUUUUCAGAAUCAGCUUUGUCAAUAUAUUUUUAGCAGUUUAAUUUCUUAAUACAUUUUAGAAUGCAUAAUUCUUAAGCAAUUUUAAGGGAAAUUACUAUUUUGUUCUAUGAUAUUUUGUGUCUUUGCUGUAUAGGUAAAUACAGUAUGCACAUUCAGUUUGAUAAAAUUGCACUGGUGUUAGAUUUUAAGCGAGAGAAUUAGAAGAGAUGUUGAAAACAAAUAUUAGUCAUAUAUUUUUUGCUCAAUUUUUUAAAUAGAAUACUAAGUUUUCUCUUAAGAUAGCUGAAUUAUUUUUCCUGUCAUGCUUAUUUAUUUUUUGGAAAAUUAUCGCUAAAUCAUAGAACCAAAGAUAGACUAAAUGUUGCUACAUAUCAUAACUAACCACAAUCGCUUUUGCAAGGAAACAAUCUAAAAUUAAAAAGUAUAUGGGCUAUCUGCAUUAUUCUGUGUGUGUGUGUGUGUGUGUGUGU